AAUGGGAAUUCUUGCUGUUGGAGGCGGAGGAAGGAAUGCUGCUGGAUGCUUACAAUUAUGGCUGUCAAACCCAGUGACCAUUAGGUUAGAUAAAACAUCCCUUUUCAUGUAAGAUUUACGAGGAUGACUUGCACCAUGUCCGCUGCAGCUGUCGCGGUAUGGCUCGGUACGGUUUACAUUGUGCAUGCCUAUGAUGCCAAAGACACCGCUAUGCAUGAGAGAAAUGUCCAUAAGGUGCGAUCCAGGGGCUUGACGCAGAGAACAGCCCCGCACAGAGAUGUGGUCACCAUCUUGUCGAGAUCGCACGCAGACCGUAACGUCUACCCAUCCGCGGGAGUGCUAUUCGUCCAUGUUCUGGAGAGAGAGUACUUCAAAGGAGAGUUUCCUCCCUACCCAAAAUCAGGUGAUGCCGGCAAUGACCCGAUCACUUUCAAUACCAACCUGAUGGGCUACCCCGACAGGCCGGGCUGGCUGCGCUACAUCCAGAGGACCCCGCACAGCGACGGCGUGCUCUACGGCUCCCCCACUGCAGAGCAUGUUGGCAAGGCCACCGUCAUAGAGAUUACUGCCUAUAACAGACGCACUUUCGAGACGGCACGGCACAACUUGGUCAUAAACAUCAUGGCCACGGAAGAGUUCCCUCUGCCCUUUCAGGCUGAGUUUUACAUCAAAAACAUGAACGUGGAAGAGAUGCUGGCCAGCGAGGUGCUGGGGGACUUCCUGGGAGCGGUGAAGAACGUAUGGCAGCCUGAGCGCCUCAAUGCCAUCAACAUCACCUCAGCACUGGACCGUGGCGGCCGCGUGCCCCUGCCCAUAAACAACCUCAAGGAAGGAGUGUAUGUGAUGGUCGGUGCUGAUGUUCCCUUCUCGUCGUGCCUGCGGGAGGUGGAAAGCCCACAUAACCAGCUGCGCUGCAGUCAGGAGAUGGAGCCUGUCAUCAGCUGUGACAAGAAAUUCCGAGCUCAGUUUCACAUUGAUUGGUGCAAGAUUUCUCUGGUUGACAUCAACAAAGUGGUCCCAAUAUACAUUACCCGUCCCGACCCGGGCACUGGGAUCCUGCCUGAAUUUGGGGAAUACAACCCCCCUUCUGAGUCACUGAAGACUAGAGACUACUUUUCAGACUUCCUUAUCACGCUGGCUGUUCCCUCCGCUGUGGCACUAGUCCUCUUCUUCAUCCUCGGCUACACUAUGUGCUGCAGACGGGAAGGGGUGGAAAAAAGAAACAUGCAAACACCAGAUAUCCAGCUGGUUCACCACAGCUCCAUCCAGAAGUCCAGCAAGGAGCUGCGGAGCAUGUCUAAGAACCGGGAGAUAUCAUGGCCCCUCUCCACCCUGCCCGUCUUCAACCCAGUGAGCGGCGAGGUGGUGCCGCCCAUACACCCCGACAACUACGAGACCACCAGCAUGCCCCUCAUGCAGACACAGACGAAUCUGCAAAACCAGAUUACGAUACCACAGCAACGGCCAUCAGGUAAAUGGUAUUCCUGAGGAGAGAAAGGUGGCCGAAGCACUGAACUUGUGACCAGAGACACCAGUGUUGGAGCAGAUUCCAUAUCUAUAGUUUUGCUUUUUCUAACAUUUGUGCCAAUCUGCAUGCCUCAGAGGUGUCUUUACAAAAAUGUAUCAUCCAUAUGCACUUACACCUUGAAAAGUGAGAGUGUGGAAGAGAACAAAAAAGCUUAGCGGAUUAUAUAUAUUAUAAUACAUUAGAAUAUUUUGAAAUAUUUGUGUAAAUGUUCAAACUAUGUUUGUAUUUCUACUUGCUUUCCACAAUGGACCGCUUAGAGAAAAAGGGAGUUUUACAUGGAAAUGCUUUAGUUGUCAUGUGUUAUUAAUAAUGUUAUGUGUCACAUGAUAACAAUAAAUUCUUUCAAAGUAAUUUGCAUUUACUUUAAGUACCUCUAGUAGAGUUAUUUUAAUGAAUGUCUGAAUGUUUCUGUCCAAACAAAAACAACCAAACCAGCACAUUUUAUGAAGGUAUUAUUAACAAUGUACAACAGAAUAAAGGCAUUUAUAAAUAA
Messenger RNA from Morone saxatilis (striped sea-bass), 2021 nucleotides. It is a transcript of the gene sgce, whose product is annotated as sarcoglycan, epsilon. The transcript is spliced from 12 exons. The coding region runs from base 124 to 1488 and encodes 454 amino acids. Gene Ontology annotation, molecular function: calcium ion binding. The record is from RefSeq and is a predicted model, not a curated record. NCBI's taxonomy places the organism in Eukaryota, Metazoa, Chordata, Actinopteri, Moronidae. Gene Ontology annotation, cellular component: sarcoglycan complex; membrane.